Molecule: messenger RNA, 3568 nt
Organism: Dimorphilus gyrociliatus
Lineage: Eukaryota; Metazoa; Annelida; Polychaeta; Dinophilidae
Source: the annotation of a GenBank genome assembly
UAAAAACAAGCAAAAUACGAAACUAAGAACAUGGUUGUUGCCUUGAUGGCAUUUCUACUUUAGACAACAAAUAGCGUUGCUCAUCUAUAAUUUCGUUAAAGGAGUUUGCUUACAAUAUUUGAACAUUAUAUAAAGGAAUUUGUUUAGUUUGGUUUGAUGAAAGCACAUAGAAACUACGACCUUUAAUUGUUAAAUAGUAUUUAGGAUAAAAAUGAAUUGGUGGGACUCUGCUUCGUUGUCGAAUUUCGCCACAAAAACAUUAAAAACUGCCCAAAAGAAAAUAGAUAAAGUGUUAGAUAUUCAGGAGGAUGAAGAAGCAAACGUAACAGAUACUAAGUCCGUUGUCAGGAAAUCAACUGACGAGUCCACAAAACCUAAAACAUUUGAAUCGAAAGACCAUGAAAGUUUUUGGAAUACUUGGUUCGAUAAUAGUAAUGACGGUCAAGAAAGUUCAAGUAAAUCUGUAAAAGAAAUUUGUCAACCUUCUCGCAGUAGUCCUCAAAGUUCCGUGUCCAAGUUUAAAGUGGACACCGCCCAUGAAGCUGCUGUUAAUGAAGAUAGUUAUACCCUUAGUUCAAAUUUUGAAGAAGUUGGCGAAAGUGAUGCAGAAAAUAUUAUGAAUAAGAAACCCUCGGAAGAGGAGGCUCAGAGAGAUUUUAGAGUUCAGCGUGAUGAAUUAUUAAAUACAAAUGAUCAAUUAAAAGUGAAACAAUCGUAUUUAGAAUCUUCUACUUUUGCCGUAAAAAUUACGGAUUCUUUCAUGAGCGCUAAGGGCGAUUGGACGAAUGAAAGUGUCUUAUUACCCGAAGGUGAUUUAAUGGAAAUUGAUGAAAAUAUGAAAAUUUCCGCUGAUUUAAAAACUGCUAGCAGUCUAGAACCUGCAGGGGAAACUACUUGCUUGAAUGCUGAAUCGGAUACUUCAACUCUUGAAAGGACCCUAGACUCAGAGAGUACUGAAGGGAAGGAGAGUAUAAAUAUCGACAGAACUGAAGCUGUGGACGAAACUGAAUCAAGUUCUUGUAGUAAGGAAGUUGUGGAAACCAUAUCCCAAAAUAUUCCUCAGGAAGAUAGGCCAUUUGAAGAGUGCUCAGAUCAGGAGCCCGCUAAAGAUGAUAAGCUAGGGAAAAUUAGAAAUAGUUCCUCUUCAAGCACAAUAAUACCUGAAGAAGUUACCAUAUCGAAUACAAGCUCAUCGGAUUCUAGAGCCGAACUUAGCGAUAGUAACCAAACAAUAAUUGUCGAAUCAGAGCUUACUAAUUCUGUUAAAAAUCUUCUGGAGGAUGCCAUGACGGAAGUGAAUAAAGAUUCUAACUCUACUGAUUCCAAUGGAAGAUCUUCCAUUGACGUUUUAAAACUUGAUUCAGGACAUACUUCAGCUGAUGAAAUAGAAACAACAACUUCUUCAGAUAUUGAAAUCCUUUCUAUUCCAACACCAAAUGGCGAUAAAGAUAGAACAUCAGCAUCUCCUGUUAGGCAAUUAAUGUCAAAAGUUGUUAGAAGAAGCAGUCCUCCAAGUCUACACCAAAGGUCUGAUAGUGGGUCGAGUUUUGAUUCUGUUGGUAGGCAAUUUGUCGCUUGCCAGUCUCUUUCAUCAGAAAAUGAUCCAUUUCGAUCUGAGAAGCUAUUAAAGAAACUUGGUGAAAUGGCUGAAAUAUUAGAUGUACGAGAGCAUAAACUAUUAGAAUUAAGUAAAGAAAAUAUUGAAUUACAAGAAACUGGAAACUUAUUAAAAAAUCAAGUACAAGACGCCGUUGCAACUAAAGAGAAAACUUUAACCGAAAUAAAGAAUUUGGCGGUAGAAUAUGAGGAAAAAUUCGCAAAAGUUCAAUCUCUUCUUUCUCAAAGGAAUAAGGAAGUUGACGAUUUAGUGAAUAAAAAUGAAAAAUUACAGUCAGAGUUAAAGAAUAAAAUAUGGGAUACAUCAGCUAUUGAAAAAGCUUUAAAAGAGAAAGAACAAAUUAUUGCCGAGUUAUUAGAAGAAGGAGAGAAAUUAUCUAAACAACAAUUACAGAAUAGUAUAAUUAUUAAAAAAUUAAGAGCCAAAGAAAAGGAUAAUGAUCAAUUGUCAAAGUCGAAUUCUUCAUUAAUUGAAAAGCAAAAAAAUGAAAUUGAAUAUUUAAAGAAAGUAAUAGAUUCCAAAGAAGAAUUAUUAAAGAAACAAGCGGAAGCUAUUACUCAACAAAAUGCCGCUGUUCAAUCUCAAGAAAAUGAUAUGAUCAAAUUAAAAAGCGAUUUUGAAGAUGCCGAAGAGAAAUGCAGAGGUUUGCAGGCAACUCUUGAAAAAGCUUAUAAAGAAAUUGCUGGCCUACAUAAAGAAAAGGCAACAAAAGCCAGCGAAGAACAAGAAGCUGCCUUAAGUAGAGAUUUGUUUGUUCAAGAACAAUUAAGAUCAGCACUAGAACAGUAUAAGAGGGAAGCUAAAGAAGAAGAAAAGUCACUUUUUAGUCAAAUUGAAGAUUUACAGCAAUGUCUUUCUAAAACGGAAAGAGAACUAAGGCGUAAAGAAGAUUGCUAUAAGCAAGAGAUAAACGAUUUACAACAACGUCUUCAAGAGGCGGACGAUCGUCACCAAGAUUUAACCGGUAACGUUACGGCCGCAACUCGCCCACUACUCCGUCAAAUUGAAAACUUGCAAGCGUCGUUCAGUGAGCAAACAAGUACCUAUGAAGUAGUUGAAAAAAAUUUACAAGAUCGCCUGAACGAUGCUCAAAUGCAGACAAGCAAUUUUCAAGAGAGAGAACGUCUCGCUAGCGAAAAAGUUAUGCAACUCAAUGCUAAAAUCAUGUCUCUAGAAUCGCAAUUAUCUACAAUAAGAAAUGAAAAAAGUCAUUUACUUUCCGAUUACGAAGUAACAAAAGCGAAAUUAUUACUUGCAGAAGAUUCUAGAACUGAUGUCGAAGCAAAAUUAAGAGCUAAAACAGUGUCGUUGGAGCACGAAAUAUCUGAUUUAAAGAAGCAGAAUAUACAAUUAAAUAGUCAUUUGGAAAUGGAAAGUAUGAAAAUUGAAAACGAAAGAAAAAAAGUGUUAGCUUUUCAAGAGCAACUUCAAGAUAAAGAAAUGCAAUUACAACUACAAAUUAACCCUUCCGAUUCAAUUUCAAUGAAUGAAAGUAUGUUCAGUAAACAAUCAUCAAGUGGUAGAUCGACUCCAUACGUUUCACACGAUGAUUUAACAUUCCCGUCAACUAUUUUCCAAAAUAAAACGUCAUUAUACGACAAUCUAAGGAAUUUUGGCAAUGGUAACGUAUUUGAAGCUUUACAGUCGACUCUUAAACAAAGAGAAGGAGAGAUUGUCCAAUUACAAAGCGAAAUAAAGGAAUUAGAAAGAAAUCGAGAAUCAAUGAUGCAAGAAUUGGUUAAAGUUACAAAUAAUAAUUUAACUUUAUCAGAAAAACUAAUAGAACUUGACAAUUUAAAAAAGAAUUAUAAAGAAUUAGAUUCACGGUACCAAGCUCUCUUACAAAUGUAUGGCGAAAAAGUUGAAGAGGCAGAAGAAUUGAAACUUGAUCUUCAAGACGUGAAAGCUAUGUACAGAUGCCAGAUAGAGGAAUUAGUCCGAAAAUCAUGA